Molecule: messenger RNA, 5749 nt
Organism: Medicago truncatula (barrel medic)
Lineage: Eukaryota; Viridiplantae; Streptophyta; Magnoliopsida; Fabales; Fabaceae
Product: protein SHORTAGE IN CHIASMATA 1
Exons: 9
Coding region: 1-5046 (1681 amino acids)
Biological process (GO): reciprocal meiotic recombination; resolution of meiotic recombination intermediates
Source: RefSeq, a predicted model, not a curated record
AUGCGAACACGCUUUCUAAACAACGACUACUUCACACUUCCACCAUUGCAUCCCCCUUUCCUCCACCUUCCCGUCCCUCGUCUCCCUACACCGCCGUCCACCACCGCGAACCACCACCACCACCACCACCUCUUCACUCCUCUCUCCAAUCUCUCCCUCCACCUCGAUCCUUUCCCGAUCGAAUCCGCUCUCUCCUCCUUCCUUUCCGCGGUUCUCCCUCACCAAAUCAGCGUCGAAGAGAACGAUCUAACGGUUUUGAAUCCAGAUCGUGAUUCCUCCGUUGCCGAAUUUCGAAAUUGCGAGGAGCUAGAAGCAGAUUUUAUCUUUGAAGAUCAUGUCUCCAAUGCUGAUAUUGAAGUUUCCAAAGAGAGUGAAACGGUUACUCGUGGUGAUGAAAACAAAGUUGUUUAUGAACCAAUUCAAUUCGAAACACCUGAGCAGUUGGACACACUCUUGGAAAACGUAUGCUUCACUGAGAAGGAGAGGAUGGAAAUGCUGUCUAAAACUCCAGAGGUUGAAAAUUGCAUGGAAAUGCUCAUGCCUGAGUCAUUGAGGCAGUACCCUUACGAGGAUCUAGAAUCAGUAUCAAGGAUUGAGGAUGUUAUUUCUGAGUACCUGAAGGGGGAGAAUGCAUGUGCUUCAGAAGGUAAUAUACCUGUUCAGCACCUGGCACACUCUGAGAAAAAGAUGUUUCUCAUUUUGGAAGUGGAUGAGGAAAGUUUGGGAAUUCCCACAAGCUUAUCUAUGGUAGAUAUCGUUGAAUCAUAUUUCGGGAAUAUCAAACCUCAAAGUUUUGAUGAACGAUAUCAGUCGAUAACAGAGGGCAACGAACUUUUGGAUUCUGAGAUGCAUGAAAUGGUGAAGUUGUUUUCUGAAGACUGUGUAUCAAAGAAGAGUUUGGUGUUAUCAGAUAUAUUUCCUGAAAGAGAUUUUAUAAAUAUGUUGGAAAGUGAACAUGUGGAUAGGAAUGUUGCCCUGGAUGGGACAUUGCAGUCUAAUAAUGCUUUGUUAGUUAACUUAAUUACCUUCCAGGAGUUCGUGUUCUUUGAUGAGGACAUGAUUAAUACCUUUGAAGCUUUUUAUGACACAAAAGCAUCAAAUGAUCUUGAAGAAACAAGUUACUGGAUGUUCAAGAAAGAGUUUAACUUUAAGAGUUUUGAUGAAUUGAUUGUUAGUAAUGAGAUGGCAUUAGGAGAUGACAAAUUCAAAUCUUUGCCUGUACCUGUAAUCUCUGACCACAAAAAAAUGAUAUAUGUACAUGAUAUCAUUGAAGAACUAUUUUCCAACAUGAAGGUCCAAACCCUAUCUGCAUCUGAUGGAAUUUACUUAAACUGGGAUCUACUGGAAGAAGAUAAAUGCAGUUACAAUAUAUCUAACUGGUAUCAUACCAUAUGGGCCAAGAUAGAUAUGAACAACCAUGAUUUCGGAGAAGAAUCUCUUGACAACAGGAAAUCGAUACUUGAGUUGGUUUUCUUUGGUGAUACUUCAGGGGCUUGUGACCUUCAAAAUAGUGAAGAGUUGCAGAAGUUGCUUUCUGAAUGCAUUUCUCAGCUUGACAAUCGGCUUGUAGAAUUUGCUGCGAACACACUCUUAGAACAUGGGUCUUCCAAUAAAGGAUGCCGUGAACAAUUACCUGAAAAAAAGGCACAGAGGGCUUCAUCAUUAUUUAAGUCUACGUCUGAAAUCAGAAACCUUAGUCAUACUACAGGUAAAUGUGACCUUCAGCAAAGUGAAGAGUUGCAGAAGUUGCUUUCUGAUAGCAUUUCUCAGCCUGACAACCAGCGUGUAGAGUUUGCUGCAGGCAAAGCAGUAGAAAAUGGAUCUUCCAAUGAAGGACGUCGAAAACAGUUACAGGAAAUAAAAGCAGAGAGGGCUUCAUUAUUAUUUAAGUCUAUGUCAGAAAUCAGCAACUUUGAUUAUUUCUUAAACCCUCAAAAAGCAACUUCCAAGGAGAGUUGUUGUUUUGGAGCAGACUCCGCCAAUGCUAAUGUUAGUAUUCCAAAAGUUACAUCCACUGCAUUGAAAGCUGGUCUACAAUCACAAGGGUGGCACACUGUUCUGCAUAAAGUUAAGCUGUCUGACAAUAUUGUGGCACUUGCUAGGUAUUUUGAAAAAAGCUAUGUGGCCAUUUUGCAGAGUGAUACAGAGCUGGCAAAGACACAUAAAUUGGAUGUACAUUAUUUUGAAUUGCUGAGUCUUCAAAAACACAAGCUGAUUGAAUUCCAUGUAAAUGGAAAUAAUAUGGCGUUUAUUGUGUUAAGUGCAAUUAAACAGGCAGUUUGGUACUUGUGUUUCUAUGGUCUCAACCCAGCAUGCUUGUAUGUAGACAAACUAUGUCAAAACAUAGACUACUUGAAAUCAAGAUUAGGCGUCCUCCAAUCUUUGAUCAAAGAUGAAAAUAGGAAGAUGGAAAGCAAUAUUUCUAUGGCACACUCGUCGCUGAUAACUGUCAGGGAAAUUUUACAGGCAAACAUCAAACAUGAUAGUUUGAAAGCUUUAAUUGUGGCUGAAGAAGUAUUCUGGGGGUCUUUGAAAAGUCUCCUUCUCUUCCUGGGGUUAUCAUUCAGUGAACUAAAUACUUCUUACAGAUGUCAGCCAUAUGCAAAUAAUCUUCCUGGUGACACUAAUACUAAAAUGAAGGGACUUCUGAGUUCAGACUGCUUGCUGGUUUCAUACAGGAAUGUUUCUCCAUUGUUUCCAUUCAACAAAUUUGGCAUUAUCUUGGAAUAUGGUGGUCCAAAUGACUCAUCUAGAAUAUCUGAACUUCCAUCAAACUCGGUUGGAUUGCCUACUCUUCAUUUUUUGACGGUUGAAUUGGAUGACCAUGCUGCUCUUAAAGCAUUCUGUCAAGGUGUUGAAUUGCCCCCAUACUCUGAAAUGUUGCUGGAAACUGAGGCUCCUCUUCUUUUCAAUCACAAGGAAAGUAUGGUGAAUCGAAAAUUAGAGCGACUACUGAAUUUUUAUCCUGUAGAACAGAGAUAUGAUAUAAAUUCUUCAAAGACUGCACUUGAAGCAGACAAUUUUGUGCCUCUAAUUCCUGCUGUGAAAACUGAUCAUAGCCAUCAAAGCUUGGAAUCUUUUUCUGGAUCGGUCAUCAUUGUGAAUACUCAAAAUGUAGAUAAGGAAAUGAUAGUGUCUAGAAGAAGUUCUUACCAAGUAAUUCUUGCGAUGGAGAAAGGAGGAAUUCAAGUUGUUGAACGUGAUUUAGAUUUACCAGUGGAUAUUAUAUUAAGUUCAGCAGUUUGCUUGGCAUGGUAUGAUAGCAGAAACCUAGGGAAGAAAGCAACUCCAGCAACUGAGGCAUCUUCAAGUUUGUCAUUAUGUGUUGAGAAUAUUGCAACUGACAUUCUUCCGUUGCUUAGUUUUUACUUCCGUGGCUGCUUUCUGGUCUUUGAAGGAGAAUUUAACUUUCUUUCAACUGUUAUGGAGUUUUCGGAUGGAUUUUAUGCAGCAGCAACAAGUCUGGGAAUUGAUUUGCAGAUUUUCUUCUCGUACUCACCUGAGUUGACCAAUGAAGUUAUGAUAAACUGCAUUAAGAGUACUGCCAUUCUGACAAGGGGUUUGUAUCCUAAAAUGCCUGAUUCAGUAACUCUUGCUGAGUCAUUUCUUACGCAAUUUCCUGGAAUAAAUCCUUUGACAGCACAUUCUAUACUAUCUUUAGGGGUCACACUUCAUGAGUUUCUUGCUUGGUCACACGAACAAAGGAUACGUGUUUUGGAAAAAUAUCAUGUUCCAGAAGAAAGUCUUUCCCUAUUGAGUGUUUUCUGCAGAUAUGGUGAACGGGAGGAUUCAAAAUCUAUAAUGACAGACUGCUCCUCUUCGGUAUCUUCUGGUCCAGAUUCAGAUAGGUGUCGCUUUUAUCAAGCUGACAAUAAAAGAAAAAGAACAAACCCUGUAAUCAAUGGUCAGAAUGAUGAACUGUUGCAAUUCAAAACACUAAACCAUGAUGAGGCUAUCCCAGAUCCAUCUACUUUGCAAAAUCCUUUUAAUCUUGGUAUGUCAAGAGAUGCUGGGAGGUCCAGAGACUUGGGAAAAUCUAGUUUGUACACGAAUGAUGCGUUUUACCAGAAGCAAAGAAACAUUGCGACAACAACGAGAAACCAUUCCAGAGUAUCUCCAUCAUCAUGGAACUGUAAAGCUUCCCAAAUAUCAGAGCAUCUAGGACAUCCCAGUUUUUCUUUGAAAAAUAAAGAGUUGUCUCAAAAUGAAAUAAUGGAUACUGGUUUGAAUUGGCACAACCUUGGUAAUUUUGAGAAGCUGCAUGAGGACAUUAGAGGUGAGGUGGUUGACUUGACUAAUAGUCCACUAUUAGAUGAAAGCUUCUCCAUUUCCGACUCCAUGUAUUUCCCAAAUUUGAUGACCGAGACAGAGAAAGAUCACAUGAGGAAGAAUAAAAUUGUAAGAAAAUUGUCAUUUGAUAACAGUAUUCAACCAGAAACCAACUCAAUAUGGGGAUCAAUGAAUGAUACAGGAGAAAUUGAUCACCAUGAAGAACCAGAUUUUGGAAAAGAUGCAUUUCCUCUUGAUUUCAAUCCCCAUGGGAGUAUUGAUUCAACUCCGGUAAGAAACUUAGGAGGAAUAACCUUCCAGGAGGGAAUGUCGUAUUUGAGCGAAACUCCACUCUCGCGUGUCCGCAGGUCUGGUACUCCGUUAAAGCAUUCCCCCUGGACAACUGAAUUUAUUAAUAAAGUAAAAGAGAAGAGCAAAUUGCGUCAAAAGUCAGUAUUAUCUGGGAAUAUCAGUUCUUAUUUUGGGUACCAGGGGAAUAUUUCGAAAGCUUCUAAGAAGAGAAGUCCCUCUAUACUUGAGUCCUUUAGGUACCAACCUAGUAAAACACCGGGAAAUAUUCCAGAACAGAAAAGACAGAAGCAAUCUGCAAAAUCUUCAAACUCAGCCAAGAAAGGAAGAUAUGCCGUUCCCAUAUCUGCACGGACUCCUAAUGACAAGAGAUCGACACAGACACUGACAUUUGGGAGGAGCGCAACUGGAGGUCAAACUAAGCUGGUCUGGAGUGAUAAAAGAAAAUUUCCAUAUCAGGCAAUGUAAUCUAUCACUGAAGAAUAGAACGAAGAUUUAUAUUAUACGACCCUGUGACCAUAGGCACUGUUAAUUUCAGAAAAUUGAAUUAAUUGCAUGUGACUAUAAUUUGAAAUUUUGGUGCUAUAUAGGUCACAACUGAAGUGAAGUAACAACACCUGAAAAGAAUUAUAGUUCUUACCAUUCUUUAGAUCAUUAUGUAGAACUGGACAUAAUAUCUUUAUCCAUCUAUCUCCGCAUAUUUGAAUUUUUUUUUUUCCUAUUUCUUUUAAUUCAGUAUAGUUGUUCCUUUACUUUAGGAAUGCCACUUCAUUCAACAAUUCAUUUGUUACACAUGCCAUCAUGAUCAUUAUUGAAUGCAAGCAAGUGUUCACAUCACUGUUAAGGGUAGUAAAAAAAUUAAAAAGUUUAUUCAAUUUGGAUCUAUUAUUCCCAUGCUUCAUACUACCUUAGAUUCUUAAAAUCGAUGAAGUUCGCCAGUGUUAUAAAUUCAUAAUACACACACCAAAGGAUAUUUAGUUUUUUAUUCUCUUCUUAUUUUCGCUUUGCAAAGCAGGUAGGAAUUUGACAAAGAUUAAAAUAUUGUGAGAUGUCUAAAUCAAUCAAUUAACUAUGGUUAUAUUCUAAAAGAUAAUGUGGAGGCAGCUAACAUCAGCUCUUUAUUUUCAAUUUUUUCUAUCCCUUUUGAUCUCUACAACAUGCCAAGCAUGAC